GAGAACGCCUUUGACUCUCCCGGCCUGCAACGGCAGCGCCCGCGCUGUGGGCGACACGGGUGAGGGGCGGCGCUCCGCCCCGCGGCGUGGGCAGUCGGCGUCGCGGGAAGGAGAGCUACUCACACCGCUUGGGGCGGAGAGAGACGUUGGGGACGGGGAGAGGACCCCUUCGCCCCGGCAAAAAGAAGGUCGUUGACUUGGGUGCAAUGUCUGAACAAGAGCGUGUACAGGAAUGCCUGAGGAAAGAAAUAAGGGCACUUCUCAUUUCCACCAAAGAUGGUUUGACCCCACAGCAGUUGGAAAAGGAGUACCUUUUGAUGGUUGGCAGCCAUUUGCCACUCCGAAUCCUUGGCUAUCGGUCAACUAUGGAGCUGGUGUUGGACAUGCCUGAUGUUGUCACUGUCUGCCCCUGUGGGGAUGGUACUGUAAUACUGAAAGCCAUUCCAGAUGAAUCCACCAAAGGAAUAGCAAGUUUGGUUGCAAAACAGAGGAGCAGCCAUAAGGUUCGAAACUCCGUGCAGAAGGGAAGGGCCAGUGUUUGCUCUGGGCCGAGCUCCCGUCGGCGAGUACCUUACCGAGGAAGGGUGCCCCCCAUUCUUCCAGCUGUUGUGAAGAAGCAGACCAGAGCAGGUUCUUUGUUGAUGCUAAAGAAGAGCGUAUCAGAGGAAAAGCAGAGAAGAUGGCCAGCAGGAGGGAAAAUGUUUACUCAGCCUUUUCAAAUGAAACAGGGGUCAUACUCCACAGGCUCCCCAGUUGCAAAGGCUUGCUUUUCACAACCCACUUCAAACAUGGAACUACCGAAGCAAAUAUUGAACGUGGAAAAGACUUUUAAGUCAAAUGCAGUAGAGACUUCAAGGCUGAAUCACACUGAAAAAUUAAACCAGCUGGAGAACACAUUCAAAUCGGUUAUUGCACAAAUUGGACCUGGAGGGACUAUCAAUCCAGAACUAAAACAUAAGAUAAGAUUUGUUGUAUCCAAGUUUCCAGAGGGCUUGCUUAUUUCUAAACUGCUCAGAGAGUUUGAGAUAAUCUUUAAAGAGCAACUUUCACCAAAAAAAUUGGGCUUCUUAAAUGUGACAGAACUUGUUGGAGCUCUUAGUGACAUUCUCCGUGUUGAGUUCAGGGAAGGAGAACAAGACUUACUGGUGUUUGAUGCCGAUAUGAAGCCACUACCACCUGAUGGAGACGUUUCAUCAGUCAGAAAUUCAUGUUUAGUUCAAUCGGAUAAGAAAAUAGAAGUCAAAGCUUAUGUCUCCAGUCCCCCUAGAAAUUCACUGUCUACUGCUGCUGUCGAGGAGACUGCAUGGGAUUGUCCUCCUAAAAAACAUAAGGAGCCAGAACAGAAGAUUUGCAAGAAGCCUAAUCUGGUGGUAAAACCUUUACAGCUGCAAGUAGAAGUUAACAAGUCACAGCUCAACCUGGCAAUGGCCAAUCGUGAUAUCCCACCAGAUGCUGUACGGGACAAGAAAUUAUGCAGACUGCCACCAUUAGAUACCAGUACCCUUGUGGGGGUCUUCGUGGAGUAUAUCAUCUCUCCUAGUCAAUUCUAUAUCCGAAUCUAUAGCAGGGAUUCAUCUGAGUUACUUGAAGACAUGAUGAUUGAGAUGCGGCGCUGCUAUUCUAAUCAGCUGGUUUCUGCGUACGCCAUGCCGGAGUAUUUCAUCCAACCAGGACAUCUCUGUUGUGUAAGGAUUUCUGAGGAUAAGUGGUGGUAUCGGGUCAUUAUCCAUCAAGUCCUUGGGAAGCAGGAAGUUGAAGUAUUCUACCCAGACUUUGGAAAUAUUGGAACUGUUCAGAAGUCCUCCCUGAGGUUUCUCAAGUGCUGCUACACAAAGCUUCCAGCUCAGGCUAUCCCUUGUUCUUUGGCUUGGGUGAGACCAGUAGAGGAACAUUGGACGUCCAGAGCUAUUUUGCAGUUCCAGAAGUUGUGUGGUUUGAAGCCAUGUGGGGUAGUGGAUGAAUAUGUAGACGGAAUCCUUAACAUUUUUCUGUGUGAUACAUCCUCAAAUGAAGAUGUCUAUUUCCAUCAUGUCUUGAGAACGGAGGGCCAUGCUAUUGUAUGCCGAGAAAAUGUCCCUUCUAAGGGUUUCAGAGAACUCAACCCUUUAGCUUUAUAUACUAAAUCCAGUGCAGGGCCAGAGGAUGUGGUCCUGACAGAACUGGGUUAUCCUUCCCAGCAGCACUAUUUUAAUGAAGACCGAGAGAUUAGUCCACAAUCUAAGGAGAGUGAAUUAUAUACCCUGCAAGGUGUUAAUGAUGAAAUGGCUUUCACUCACCUUGAAUCUGAAUUAAAGGAGCCAUUAAAGGAUUCUGAAUUCAAUUCUUUGAAAACCCAAGAUAACCGCUGUGAAGAAGAUCCAAAGUGGUCCAUCCCAGAGCUAAAGGAUCUGAAGGAAGAAAAUGAGGAUGAGAUCCCCACUGGAAUGCCAUGCCUGGAAUCAGUGACUAUUGGUGAUGAUGUUUGGGAUGAGAACUGGUUACCUCUGCAGGCUAAAAUGGGAAAAGGGGGCGAUGCUGCUUCCCACUUACUUACCUCAAGUCUUGGUGGAAAGAAACCGUACCCAUCAUGUAAAGAAAUGCCACAGAAGGAUUGGUGCUUUUCUGGACCCAAAGAUAUAUGGGAUGAUUCAUGGCAGCCUUCAGGCCUUGUGAAUGGAAUGAAAGUAGAAAUUCAAAAACAAGAGGGAUUGGGUGCUCAGCAAAAAAAUACUGGCACAACCAGGAUUCAGAAGCAGCCAAACCUAGAGAGUUCUUCGAUUCUUCCACAUUGCCCAAGUUGAGGAGUUCUAUACUCUCUGAUACGGUCGCAGCAGUCAGCGGAAGGGAGCCAGCCCGAGGCCAGCAGCAUCCAGACUCCGGCCAAGCCCGUUCAGCUGUCCUCAGCAGCCCUUAGUGCAACGCCUCCGGUGCUUGAUCCUGCAGAAAAACGCUCUGGUUCAGUGGAGAGCUCUCCAGAGAGCCUAAAGAAUGAUUUCUCUAGUAGCCAUGCUAUUACAGUAUUCAAAGACAAGAGUCACGGAGCCAUGGACCAGCUCUCUUUGAUCUUGUCUCCUGAGCACCAGAUUUCCCAGAAGCUCUACAUUCCUCGGAGCACAGCCACUGCUGCCUUAGGAGCUGCUGCACGGUUAGCCACCUCCAAGAGCCUCUUACACUGGUACCCCAGUGUGAAAAGGAUGGAAGCAUGAGGGAGGGAGGAGGGGAGAAAAUAAUAAGCCAGGUGCUUUAGGGCUUGGUGAUUUCCCAAGGUCAAAACGAGGAGGUAUUGAGACAAAACGGUAUUUUGAUAGUUGAUGCCUUUGUCUUUCUGUGUGAUCGUAUGUUAGCUUUAUUUUGCAAACAGUGUACUUUGUUGUGUAAGUAUUGAUAUUUAAUGUUAGUUUUAAUUUUUAUUGACAGUGUUUCUUAUUCCAUAUAAUUUUGUUCACCUUAAUGUAGUUUAAAGGAAUUUUUAUUUUUUGUUGUUUUUGUGUGUGUUUCUAUAAAUGUUUUUCUUGUACAUAUCAUGACUGAUAAAACUGAAAAACUAAUGUUUUGUGAUCCAUAUUUAGUAAGACAAAAAUUAUCUCAGAUUCUUAUUUCCAGAAAAAGGAUGUCUGAAUUAUAAAGACUGCUUUUUCUUUUUCAUUUGAAAUUUUCUAUAUCAUAGAGAUAAUUCAGGGCUCCAAUUCUUACCAUUAUUAUUUCUUUGAAAUGCUAGGAUCAGUCAGAAAGUCCACAUCCUGAAGCUUUGGUCAUGUAAACACUUGCACAUUUAAAAAAAUGUAAGUAGUCUUUCAGUACAGGCAGUUUCCUGAAGACUAAUAACAAAAUUCUAGAGACUGGUUGUUGAAACUUGCCUGCACCGUCUCUGUAGGCCUCCCAGGAGCUUCAUUGUUUAAGCAUCUGUGGGACAUGGUGUUCUCUGAAGUCAAAUUGUGUGAAACACCAUAUAGCUAAAGGUAUGAACUAUCAAGAAUAAACAAGAGACCGAAAGGUGAAAUUAAAGAAUAUGAAUGGUACUAGUUUAAAUUCUUUGUGGUAAAAUACUGGACUUAUCCCCAAAUUUAAAAAAAUUGAAUACAGAUGCAUUUCUUGGAGUAAAAUCUGAGAAAGAGCUGUGAAUUACUCGUGUGCCGAAUAUAACUCGAUUCUCACCUUCCAGACCCCUCCUCUAAGGCCUCCUGUUUCAGUAUUACAUGGCAGAGCUGGCCCCUACUUCCUUUCUCUCUUUCUACAGUAAGGAUUUCUCUUCAUCUGAACAACUUAAUCAGCAAAAUGUCCACUGAGGAAGGGGGUGAGAUGAAAGUAAAUAUGAAGUACAUUUAAAUUUAGACUAUUACUGGCUGAAACUUCUUUCUUAGAAUUAAGCAAUUAUGAAACAAAGUUAAACCUUGAGUCUCUAACUACUGAUGUGUUUUGGUUUAAAAACCUUAGAGAAAACAUAUUUAAUACAAUAAAAUUUAAAAAUCCAGAUUCAUCUUAAAUUCCAGUAUAUCUGUAAGAAUGAUGAUAUUCUAAUUAACAACAAAAAAAGGUAAUCUGGAAACACCACUGAUAGUUGAUCCAACAGAAAGAACAGGUUCCCAUUGGGGUUUUUUGUGAUUUUAUAUCAGACAUCUUUAUUGGAGAAGACAGCUGGAAAGUUACAUGAAAGUUAAAUAUAGGACAGUUAAAUAUCAUUUAUGAUAAUCGAAACUGGAAAAGUUCUGUUUUUCAUGUAGGUUUAGGUAAUUACCCACAACUUGUUUCUAAAGAAGAAAAUUCAUUUUGGAAUAUGCUUCUUAGAAUUCUUCCUUUAAAGAAGCCAGGUUUGAGUAAUAUACUUCACUUCUCCAGAUGGGCAGUCAUUGGGGUUGGGGCAAAGUGAAUCUGGUAAUAUUUACAUAUUUAGUAGGUCAUACUAUAACUCUCUCUGUAAUAGCAUGAGCUACCAGGAGGAACUCUGCCAAUGCUGGCUAACCUGGCAGCAACUAAUUUUACACUUUGCCAGUUAGAUGGGGGGUUAUGGAAUCAGUGUGCUAAUAAGGCUCAUUGUAAUCCCAUCCAUUUGCAAAUGGCCAGAUAGACAAUCGUUUUAGACAGAGGCAUCUCAAACUCAUGAGUGUCAAUACACUUUGAAAGAAGCCUAUUUAUAAAUUAAUAGUUAACAUCCUGAGUGAGCAGAGUGAAGAAUGAACCUCUGAGAGGCUUGGACAGCCUAUCUGCCAAUUUGUUUACCUACCUUCUCCAAUAAGGUGGGUUUUGCUUGGUAGUUAACUAAAAUAGCCCAAAGUAUCAAAAAAAAAAAAAUGUACUAGAUCAUUUGAACUUGAAUAAAUAGAUUCAUGUAUAUGGGCAGGAAUAGCAAUAAGAAAUGUUAAAAAGGUAGAUGCUCUGCAGUUUAGGGUUAAGUUAAUUAUAUUGUACAAAGAUGGGUUGACAUGUUUUAUACUUACAACAGUCCCCCUCCCCAUAUUUUUGUUGUUAAGGAUCCAUCAGAAGUAAUGGAGUUCCCCAAGAAGUGUUGACUGAGAAGUGGGAGCUUGAGUGUGUGAGAGGGAAUGGGGAUGAGAACAUAAAGGAAAAUCCUGGUUAUAAACUCUUUAGGGAUGGAAGAAGGAGUAGCUUUACUAAUAACCACUCAGGUUUUAAAUCCAGUGGCUUGUAACCAAUACCUGUCUCCCAUCUAAAAACACAUCAUGGGAUAUCAAAAGAGGGGCCCUUCCAGCUGCAGUCAGCUAUGCCUGUACCCACCCUGUGACUCUCACAUCUGAGAUGCCGCUGCCCAUUUCAAGGCAUAGGGAUAACUAGAGGCUUCUGCCUAUAGUCAGAUUCUGUCUAACCUGAAGACUUAGAAUUAGAGUUUUAAUCUAAAGGGGUCCUUAGAUGAAGAAAAUUGAACCCUAGAAAGACUGAAUCAUCUAUGGUCACAUGCCUUAAAUUCCCUUACGGGCUGACUCUUAGCUCAGCACCCUUUCCACAGGAAAAUAUUGCAACUCUGUCUUGUGUAGUUUAAAUGAUUUGGUGCCAGAAGACAUAGUUUGGUAGAUAAGCCCAAAAGAAUGGUGGUUCUGUUAGCUGAGCAAACCCCUGGUGUUGGAAGGGAGAGAGAUUGAUUUUUACAAGAUCUUGUAUUCUUGAAUGUGGCUAGCUUAAAUAACAGUGGGCCAAUUCUGUGGCUAAAGAAUCUGAAUGGUGUGGGCGGCACGGUAAGGGAUGAGAAACCAGCAUCUUACAGAGCAGUUUUCAGCUUCCUCCUGACAUUUAUACAUGUAUAGCCAGGCUUUUCUAACAAACUUUUGAUAUCUUUUCAGAAUUAAAUUCAUCUUAUUUAUGCAUACAGUGUCGUGGACAGCAUUAUUCAUAAUUUUGCAGGAGCCAUCACUGAGACAAUUCAAAAUUUUCAUUUCCUGGAGCCCGUUCAGAUCUUGACGUUUUCCAAGAUGCCAACCAAAGUGCAUAGCAACUCGAUCUGCCUGUAUUCUUUGAACAUAGCCCUAUUCCUAACAGUUGGGUGUCAUUUGUCUCAUUUAGUCAGUCACCAGUCAACCUAGGAAGCUCUUGGUGUCAUUAGCCUAUUGGAACCAGAAUACUUUAAAUUCUGCUAUUUUUAACCAGGUAGACAAAUUAUUUUAACUUCUCAGUCAAGGUGUUCUCUAACAUUUAGAAACACAGUUGACUUAUGUGCCACUUUUCACAUGAAAUUGAGUGUUUGACCCACUUCAAACCUGAGUGGAGAAUUUAUUCACAGCUAAAAUUUCUUGGUUGUAAGCAUAGUUUUCAAGAAAUGCUUUUAGGUUUCUGUUUGGUAUAAACUUUGUUUUAAAUUUUGGUUAAAAUUUUUAAAAAUAUUUUUUAAUUUAUGGAAAAAUGUUUAUAAGGAACUAUGUUUACUUGAUUAUUAUGUCUUAGUGCAAUUUAGAUAAAUAAUUUGAUGAGGAAACCAAACUUAGGACUCUUUCUCUGCUCUCUAAACUUUUGUUAUGGAACUAAUGGGAAGUUAUUGGGAUCAAUAUGAUUGGCCUAAUGUUUGGAAUUUGUAACAGCAUUUUGUUUGAUUUAUAUAUUUAUGAAGUUGGAAUUUGUGUUGUCAAAAAAUGUCGAGGUGUUUUUUUGUAACUAGCUUUUGUUGUGAUGAUUCUGCAGGAAUGAACAUUUCACUUAAAUAUGUGACCCAAAGAACUUAGUUGACUAAAAUACAAAAUUUGCUUAUAUAGUUGUGCAAACAGAUUUAACACUCUUACUGGAUAAAAUA
This is a messenger RNA of Zalophus californianus (California sea lion), 7213 nucleotides long. RefSeq names its product tudor domain containing 5 (gene TDRD5). Lineage: Eukaryota; Metazoa; Chordata; Mammalia; Carnivora; Otariidae. The record is from RefSeq and is a predicted model, not a curated record. Gene Ontology annotation, biological process: spermatogenesis.